Telopea speciosissima is the source of this 3294-nucleotide messenger RNA. Its product is annotated as disease resistance protein At4g27190-like. Bases 49 to 3294 code for a protein of 1081 amino acids. The record is from RefSeq and is a predicted model, not a curated record. Lineage: Eukaryota; Viridiplantae; Streptophyta; Magnoliopsida; Proteales; Proteaceae. Gene Ontology annotation, molecular function: ADP binding; protein binding. The transcript has 2 exons.
GGUUUCGUUGCACCUCCUUCCUCUAAUCAAGUGUCCCAAAAUUCAUUAAUGGCUUCAAUUGGACAAAUACUAGCAGCCAUCGGACAACCAAUAGCAGCCAUUGGACAAUGUUUAUGGGUCCCGCUCAGACGUCAAAUCAGCUACAUCAAAAAUCUUGAAAAAAAUUUUGAGAAGCUGGAAGGAAAAGCGAAAGAUCUCUAUAGCAAAAGGGAGGAUGUAAACAGAGAGGUAAACAGAGAUACCAUAUCAACAAUGCCAACAGAUGGAUGUCAAGAUUGGCUUGAGAAGGUGGGAGAGAUGGAAAAUAAAAUCAAUACCAUAGAAGCAGAGUUCCAAGAAAGUAAGCGUUGCAUUGGUGGAUUGUGCCCCGACAUUUGGUGGCGAAAGAAACUGGGUAAAAAAAUUGUGAAAAUGAUAGAUGAUGAGAUUGUUGAUCUCUUCAAGGACCACUCAAUGUUUUCAGGAAGAUAUGUGGUUGAGGUACCUCCACAGUCAGUUGAGCCAAUUCCUGCACUAGCUAUGGAAGGCAAUACAUCAAUUAAUCGUACUAUCCAGAAGAUAUUAAGAUGCAUAAGGGAUGAUGAUAAGCAUAAAAUUGGCAUAUGGGGUAUGGGUGGAGUUGGGAAGACAACUACAAUGAAGGUCCUAAACAAUUCUCCCGAAAUAACAGGUAUGUUCCAAAUGGUUAUUUGGGUAACUGUGUCCAAAGAUGGAGGAGGAGAUAUAAGAAAGGUACAAAAGGAUAUUCUAAAGCGUCUGUCAUUGCAGUUUGAUGAUGAUGAGUCUGUUGAAAGAACCGCAAGAAGAAUUUUUCAAAGAUUGAGAAAUAUGAAGUAUUUGCUGCUUCUAGAUGACUUGUGGGAAAGAAUGGAUUUGGAAAUUAUAGGAAUCCCCAACCCAAGCAGAGAAAAUGGAUGCAAAAUGAUAAUAACUACUCGGUCCAUGGUUGUCUGUAACAAAAUGGAGAUUGAUGAAGCAAUUAAAGUUGAAGUCUUAUCUGAAGAAGAGGCCUGGAACUUGUUUCGGAAAAAGGUUGGCAAUGUCGUGGAUUUAUCAGAGGAUAUAGGAGAAAUAGCUACACAGGUCGUUCGAAAAUGUCAAGGUUUGCCACUUGCCAUUAUUGUCAUAGGAGGGUCCUUGAGAAAUAAGAAUGACCCAAGGGAAUGGAGAAAUGCAUGGAAGGAAUUGAGCUCGAAUAAGUAUGAAAUUAUUGAUGAUAUGGAAGAAUCUGUGUUUAAGAUAUUGAAGUUCAGUUACGAUCGAAUAAAAAGCAGCAAUAUCAAGAAGUGUUUUCUAUACUGUGCUUUAUAUCCAGAGGACAAUGAGAUUCUAGAAAAAGAACUUGUCCAACGUUGGUUGGCAGAGGGUUUUAUUGAUGAUGAUGGUCGUUUUUUUCUAAGGUUGGAUGAGGCAUAUGAUAAAGGGCAUGCUAUAUUAAAUUACCUAAAAGAUGUUUCACUGUUGGAAGGAGUACUAGUAGACAUAGUUGAUGAUCAUUUUGGGAAGAAGCUAGCAGCAGUCAAGAUGCAUGAUGUGAUUAGAGAUUUGGCAUUAAUAAUCACAUCAUCAUCAUCAUUAAUGUCUGCCAAAUUAUUAAUGGUACCUGCUGCAGUAGAGGAGGAGGAUGGUAAUCAUGAUCAGUUCUUGGUUCGAACCAAUAUGGGAGGAGGAAUACAGGACGAGCUCUCAAUCUCAAAUGAGGAAAAUUUGGGACAGUUCCAAAGGAUCUCAUUGAUGGGUAAUAAUAAAUGUCGCAUUAUUAAUCUACCUGAGAACCCCAGAUCCCUCUCGCUUGUGACGUUAUUUUUGCAGCAUAAUAGAAGAAGCUUGACUAGAAUUCCAGAAUCAUUCUUCGAGCAUAUGCACAAGCUUCGAGUUUUGGACCUAUCAGACACUGAUAUCAGGGAGUUACCAUCUUCUGUUUCCAAUUUAGUAAGCCUUCGAGGAUUAUUUCUUCUCGAUUGUCUCUCUUUGGUUACUCUGCCAUCCCAAAUAGGGAAUCUUAAAAAACUUCAAGUGCUUCAUUUAGGAGGCAGGUAUGGCAUGUUUGAGUACUUGCCUAUUGAAAUUCAGCAGCUUACACUCUUUAGAAGUCUGCGAGUGUCAUUUUAUAGCAUACCAAGUGGGAAUCGACUGAUGGUUCCUAAUGGGAUUAUAUCAAGGCUCUCUCUGCUUGAAAACUUGAGCAUAUGUGUAGCGGAUCCAUCUCCAAAGUUUGGAGAAAGCAUUGCUGAAGAGGUGGGUACCUUAAAGCAACUAACUCAACUUGAGUUUAAGUUUACAACAUUGGAAAGUUUUGAGCAUUUUCUACGUGAAAGUUAUCCAUGGAAAAAUCAAAGCUUGAAGUCAUUUCAGUUAACUGUGCAUUGCAGAACUGAGUCUGGAUACAGUUUGUUUGAUUAUGAAGGAGAAGAAGAAGAAGCAUCAUCUAAUAACCGAUAUUUACAAGUGGUAGGAGGUAAUUACACACCCACUGCAAUUGCAGAGGUACUCCAUCGGGCCAAUGGUUUCCAUUUAGGAACAAAUCACACUUGUCAAGGGCUGUUGGAUUUUGGCUUGAAGAACUUAACUCAGCUGAAACGAUGUUAUGUUGAUCGAUGCAAGAUAAUGGAGAUCAUCAUCAAAAUCAAUGGAAAUCAUAAUGAUUUAACUACUACUACUUCAACAACAACAACAACAACAACACCAUGUGCAGUUUUACCAAACUUGGAAUACUUGGAUAUUAGAGAUAUGCCAACUACAAGAGCCAUUUGGGAAGGGCCAAUGCCACCAGGAAGCUUCAGCCGUUUAGCAACUUUGAAUAUCAUUUCUUGUCCAAACCUGAGAGAGGUUUUCACAAGGGGCAUACUACAACAACUUUCAAACCUUGAACAACUUUAUGUCUGUGACUGUGAUACCGUCCAAGUAAUAAUAGUGAAUGAAGAAGUAGAGGAAGCAGAAGAAGAAAAAGGUCAUGACAAUGAUGAUGAUGUUGCUCUUUUCCCAAAAUUGAAGACUCUCUAUCUUAGUGACCUACCCAGACUAGAAAGGAUUUGGAAAACAGUUUCUUUUCAUCCCAUGGCACCAUCCUUAGAAACGAUAACAGUUAUUCAAUGUCCAAAUCUGAAGAGUCUGCACCCUUUGAGUUUGGGUUUGAUUCAGCAGCAGCAAAAUGGAUCAUUAAUUUCUACUACUCUGAUAAGGAAGAUUGAGGGCUCAACCCGAUGGUGGGAAUCAUUGGAAUGGGAUCAUGAUGAGAUCAAACAACUACUCCCCCAACCUUUUUUUGUGCACCUACCGUUGCUGGAAGGUUGA